GUUGCUGUAGAGGUUCGUGUCGUCUUCUUGAAAAUCGGCGAGAUCGACACGCUAAAAGAGCUCUACCACGCGGACGUAUUCCUUCAGGCGAAGUGGCGUGAGCCUCGACUGGACAGUCGGACGCAAGAGGUGAGCCCCCUUUUUGUCCCUCCUCUCUUUGGCCAGUUCCAUCUUGUCCGUCGGUGGACCGUGACGCAAAGCCCCGCGUCUGAGUCCAUCUGGCCGGGUUGUGGUACAGAGGCGAGUCGUGCAGACGCCGGCCCACCGGCACGAGUGUGA
Molecule: messenger RNA, 279 nt
Organism: Protopolystoma xenopodis
Lineage: Eukaryota; Metazoa; Platyhelminthes; Monogenea; Polystomatidea; Polystomatidae
Source: the annotation of a GenBank genome assembly